This is a messenger RNA of Aureobasidium pullulans EXF-150, 6467 nucleotides long. RefSeq lists its product as uncharacterized. NCBI's taxonomy places the organism in Eukaryota, Fungi, Ascomycota, Dothideomycetes, Dothideales, Saccotheciaceae. Gene Ontology annotation, biological process: 5S class rRNA transcription by RNA polymerase III; transcription initiation at RNA polymerase III promoter. Gene Ontology annotation, cellular component: transcription factor TFIIIC complex. The record is from RefSeq and is a predicted model, not a curated record. Bases 47 to 6283 code for a protein of 2078 amino acids. The transcript is spliced from 2 exons. Gene Ontology annotation, molecular function: DNA binding.
CGCAUCUGCGCCUUCUUUUUUCCCAUCAAGAAAGUCAUGAUCAGUUAUGGCUACUGGUUCGGAUGUCUUGCUGGAGCAGUUACUGUUCCAGGUCGCUUUGGCAGAUAAUAAUGGUUUCUCCAUCACAGCAUUGAGCGAAGCUUUUAUCGAGUUUAACAACAACGCUGCUGAAGUCGACGAGGGAGUUGAAGAUAACGCCGACGACGGGGAUCUUCUCUUUUCGCUGAAACCUCCCGGUGCAAACUCGACUGCACAUUCUCAAGCUUCGGAUCCACAGCAUCUCGAAAAGCUUUGGACCUGGCUCGUCAAUCAUCCUGAUGUUACCGUCGUCAAGACUCCAUCAUCCUCUUUCUCCACGGACAAUCAGAAUGGAAAAUCUACCGCACCUGAUCCUUCCAACCCCCUUACCCCUGUUUUCGCUGCCCAUGUCAACGAGAGACUAUACACCACCGAGCAUCGAGUCUGGCAUGCCUUGACCGACCACGAUGUCGACUGGAAGCGUAUCCCGAAGCUCGAAUUUCUCUGUCUCCAAGUCAUCGCCGCCGCCGGACGUGGAGGUGUACUCCAACCAGAUGUCACCAGACUCACAGGACAAGACAAGCGUUCCGUACCGAAGCGAACCGACGCCCUCGCCAGCAAAGGUUACAUCACCAAGGAGAUGUGUCUCGGUGGUGGCAUCAAGACCAGUCUCCUUCGUCUCAAGAAGCUGACUCAAGAACCCACUUCAACCUUCUACGUGGUCAAAGGAGAGGCUGGCAAAGGCGAAGGUGGCACUCGUCGUAUGGUCAACUACGAGCAAUGGUUCAGCGAGGUCAUGGUCACUCUCAAGAAGCAUGAAGGUCUCAUCGCAUAUGAAGACUUGCGCAAGGAGAUGGGCAUCCAUGGACUACGCUGGGAGACACGAGCUCUGCAUCGAUGCAUGAAGAGACUCGAAAGAGUAGGUUGUAUUCAAAGACUUCGAGCUCGUUUGGAGGGUGAACGUCCCAAACAAGCGAAGCGACAAGCAGAAAGCACCAAAGCACUUGAGCAUCGCUACGACAUCAACCCCAAGGCACCUACCGCGAAAGACGACGACGAGAAGACUGAACAUGAUCCCGACAAUGUCUUUUGGGUCAGAUGUAUCAAGCUGAUGCGUGAUCCUGUCGACAAGGACAAGGAAGCGUUUGUAUCCACUAUCAAAGUUGGCAAACAAGGCAAGGUUGUUGAGGAUCAGGAAUCCGACGCUGAAGCCGAUGCCGACGAUGAUGACGACUAUGUCGAGAUUGAUGCCGCAGCCUUGGAUGGACUGGGUAAGAUGACAGAAACAGCCAAGCGUGUGCCUCCUCAAUGGCAGCCAGAUAUGCACCACACCCAGUUCUUCCAGCAGAUCAUCGCCAGCGCUGGAACUAAAGGAUUGAGCACGAUGGAUCUGGCCGAUCUCGGUUUGGGUCACUUCUGGAGACGUCCCCUUGACGAGAUCAUGGGCAGACUCACAGACGUCUGGACUGUAUCCCAACCUCUCCAUCUUCGUCACCUUGCCAUCGUCAGAGAUACAUCUCAAUUACACCGCAUCUCCCACUACGUCUUCCGAAGCUACGAAAACUUCCAAAAACUGGUGAAGAAUGGUGACGCCGCCUGGGAGGCUAUUGAAAUCAAGCCCGGAGAGAUAGAAAGAAAGCCUGAUCUCGACGCUUGGGGCUUCCCUAAAGUCAAGGCUUCGACCAUUGUUGGCCAUGAUGGCACUCACAACGUUGCUGCCUGCAAGAAUAUUCUUGUCAGAUCAAAGGCCAAGCCCAGCAAGAGACCGUUAUGGGAAAAGAAGGCUAUGGCGACUAUGAGUCCGUUGGCCAGUAUGAGCGCUCUGAAGACACCAAGAGUUCAAGCCACAACUUCUGACCUCCCUUCCUCAGCUGCACAGCCAGUCGCCUCUGUCGAGGAAGAAGAGGAAUCUAUCAUCGCCACCGCUUAUCCACCCAAGAAGAAAAAGGUGUACAAAGUCAUGUUCAAGAUGAACCCGAAGCGUGUUGAAGCUGAGCUUAACGAGUGGAAAGUCAGGUCACACAAGCUUGCCGUGUCAAGAGCUAGGGAAGAGCUUGGCUUAAAUGUCAAGAAGGAUCCUCCGAAGCCCAAGAAACGUCGCAAGUCGACCAAGGCUGAAGAAAAUACUGCUGGACCUGUCAGUCAAGCCGUUGUCCCCGCUACCGAGACAGCACAGCAAGACGCGACUGCUCCGAUGGCUCCAGAGAAACCGUCACCCACCAACCCGCCAGCCGAUCAGCCCGAUCAGCAACUCAACCAAGAAGGCACUGAAACCUCAAAUCAGACCAUCGAGAAGACACCAGCCAACCCAGAACUCAAGAAGCGUGUGGCUGAGAUCGAGCGUGAGAUCUUGAGCAAGGCUAAGCCUGGUGCCUACAUCAACCCUCCAGGCUCUGGUCAAAUGAAGAAUGAUGUAGUCCAGCCAAAGGGACGUCCUUCAAGAUACCUCAUUGCUGUAUUCAAGUCUGAGAAGCUCAAGGCUCUUCCAUGGUUCACUGAAGAAGAAAUCUUCCAUGAAGCAUCCGCUACCCCGGAGCCAAGCUUCGCUAUCUCCCAGCCUACUACUCCAGCCACUACAUCUGCUACUCCAGCAUCUGUACCUGCGAUAAUGCAGAAUCAGAUACAACCAGAUGUGACUCCGAGAUGGACUACCAUGAAUUCGGCAACACCAGUGCCCUCAGAACCACCCGCACUUGCCGAGCCUGAAGAGUCCAGAGAAGAGAUUGUCAUCAAGAGAGGUAGAAGAAUUCAGAUUCAGAGGCAGGGCAAGCGCAAGGCCUACGAACCAUUACGACAGAAAGUCGUGAAAAAGCUUGCAGUCGAGCAGUCAGUUGAUGAGGGCAAGUGGAGGCCACUCAAUGAGCUUGAGGUGGCUUUUGAUGCAAGCUCCGCUCAAUCACCGCCAAGCACGCCUUCAUCCAGGAGAGCAGUGCCAGUUCCGCACACACCAUCUUCUACUGUCUCGAAGUUGUCCUUCGGCACUCCAGCAUCUGUCGCUGGUUCAUCUGACAUUUCCAUGGAAGACAGCUCUGCAGUGGACUUGCUCCUUCAGCGGGCUGACAGUGAAGCCUACGAGCCCGAGGGGUCCGAAGCUGCUACUGAAGAGCGUCAGGCAUCAGUUGGCGCUCCCGAUACAGAUGUGCAAAUGGACGACGCCGCUUCCGUCGAUAACACAGAGCAGCCAGCUGUACCAAAAGAAGCUAUUGUGGAAGAAGUCGAAGAGCCUACCGAGCCUGUUCCCCAGGAGCCUCAAUCCAACCACGUCACAACAGCCCAGAGGAUCCUGGAGCCAUUCUUCAAGAGAGCUGCAAAGAGACCCGAUGCGCCAAUCUUUGUUGAAGAGGGUGACGAGCACACUGGCUCACCAAGCACUCCUGCUCCGUUCUCAAUCAAGAACCCCCCUCCAUCAGCAGCUACGCUUGCUCGUGCCAUCAAUCGUGCCAAAGCUCCUACAAAGGUGGGUGUUGGCAGAUCUGGAGGUAUCGUUAGCUACAACCGCAACAGAGUGAUUCUCGAAAUUGUACACCAGAAUGGUGGCAUUUUCGGUGGUGACAGAGAACUCUUCUACCCUUUCGUCACGAUAUGGGAUAGAGAGUUCCACCGUAGACCUGAUCGUCACACGCUGGACAGAGUCCUUGCUGGUCUGAUCGAAGAGGGCAGAUUGAAGAAGGAGCAUUUCACCUUCUCGUCCUCUGAAGGAAAGAUUGUCACCAAGGCGGUUGUCAUGGAACCGGAAAUUGACCCCAACUCCUCGGAAGUCCAAGAACUCAAGCAACAGAUCAUCAAAUCUUACCCUAUGACCUACAUCCCAGAGUCGAUUGAGAUUUUGCCUGAGCUUCGCCUUCGCAUAGAACACGACUUGCGAGGCGGCAAGGGCAUACCCGAUGUCCACAACCCCAACAGCUCUUUCAUCUAUGACCCCACUGCUACUGUCACGCGUAUUCAAGGACCUCAGAAGGUACAACUUGGUAUGACAGAAGCGAGAAUGAAGAAGGGCGUGUCAGCCAGAAGACACAGACGUGAAGAGGAGGAAAGACGUCAACAGCGAUACAUGCAAGCUCAGAUGGAAGAAGACAUCGACAACGCUGUGGCUGCUCUGACGACUGAGAUUCAACUCGACUCAUACCAGCACGAUCCGACAAGGGCGGUUAUUGACCGUGGCCCACGUGGUCGUGGAAGACUUGCCAAGUUGCAACGAUGGGGCGCGGAAGAUCAACAUAUUCCAAGACGUGCUCUCGGUCUUUUAACCACCACUGGACGCGAUGACCAACUCGAAGCCGAGCAAAACAGCCGUGAUGCAGUGGCAGCCAGCGACUUUGGCUUGUUGAGGCCCGAGAGGAUUCCGACAGUUCCAUCAAGAGAUGUGCCGAAUGCUCCUCAAGUCCGCUUCGACUUGCCGAACGAGCCUUCACUCGUCCAAUUGUUGCAACAGAGACAGGCAGGCACAUUCAGUGUUAUUGACACUUUGUCCCUGACCAGUCCUUAUCAGCGAUUCCACCGCCAAUCGGGCACCUUCUCGACUGACCCUGUCGUCAUCACCACAUCGAGCGAGCGCUCACAGUAUGGCUUUAUCGGUCAGCAGAUGCAGAUUCCCAAGUCACUUGCAGACAUUUUCAAGCAAGCAGGAGAGGAGGCAACCAUGCUCGAACUACCUAACCAGAGCCCGCAUGUGGGAUACGAGCUGCCACGAUUCGCAGCUGUCGGAGUCACUAGACUUCCCAGACUCCACACUGCCAGACCACGCCCACCACCAAGACCUCAACCACAGUACAAGUCAUAUGGCGCCAAGGCGGUAUUGCCACGUUCGAGCAGGACUGGCAUCUUCUCAAUGUCAGAAAAGGAAGAGCAACGUCUCAUAUAUGCUGUUGUGGUGGUCAAGACACUUACUGGAGGUUUGGAGCAGAUUGUAAACUGGGGUCUUGUCCAUCAAGUGUUUCACUACAAGUUUGACCCCAACUACUGCCGUCAUCGUUGGGUGUUUCUCAGACCAAAGCUCGGUGGUACAGCAGACAAGUUGCAGGUCGAGUUCCAGAAGCUGUUCCUCGAGGCGUACGAGAGUGGUGAGGUACCUGGCAUUGACUUUGUCGAACCAGAAAAGUACGACUGGCUGGGCAUUGUUGAGUGGGCCGAAAGAAGACUCUCUCGCUCAAACCCUCUGAACGGAAUGCCAGACCUGCCCAAGAGUCGUGAGGUCUUGGACAAACGCUUCGAGGUUAGAAACGCUACCGAAGUCUACAAUGUCCCGAGAGAAGACUACUGGGUCGCAAACGUCACUCAUCUGCGCAGAGAAGAGUUGGCCAACAGCUGGACCUUCUCCCGUCCACUCGCAGCAGCUCCAAAGCCUGUUGUUGAGGAUGGAGAGCUCAUGCUGGCUUUGUCUUGGGUGCGCGCCAAUGUUGUCACGCCUGACGCAGUCUAUGACAGUAACCGAGCCCACGAGAAGCUCAUCCAGAUUGAAUUGGACCUUCCGCGUGCACUGGACCAUCUGUUGGGAGCCAAGAUUAUCCGCAUGGAGAACAAGGGCCGCCAAAUUCCUGGACGCAAUUACGACAUUUCUGAUCAAGUCUUGACAAUGUUCAAACGUCAAUGGGAUGUUCGCUACUUGAAGAGAACUGCAGCAUACAAGAAGAUCAUCGACGAAGCUUUCGCCAAUGAUGGAAAACUGGCCAUUAGCUACCAAGCUUCUGAUGCUGAGAUGACCGCCAUGACCAACCUCGUCGCUGCUGGUCGCGCCAAGGUCGUCCCUAUUUUGCCCGAGGUCAACCACACAAUGGGUGCUGCAUACCCUCGCCUGACCAAAUGGGGCUUCACCGAGGGCAACUACAAGACCGUCCACAUGGACAAGUCACGCCUCCACUUCCUCCUCGAACUCUACCCAACCGACCUGUACAUCCAAGGCAUCCCAAUUGCACCCCUACCCGCCCCUCCACUCUCCAAACAAUUCCCGGGCGAACUCGGCCCUCGCCUCCCCCUAUGGACCGACAUUCACGGUAACCUCAUCAAAGUCUACUGGGAAAUGACCGUCAUGGCUACGCUCUGGCUUUUGGCCUUCAGACCGGGUCUCAAGAUCCAAGACAUGAGUAAAGGUGCUUACAAAGGGAAGCUCUGGGAUUGGGAGUUGGAGAUUUUCUUGACUUGGGCUGAGAAGGCUGGAUUGGCCAAACGAAUGAGAUAUGGAGGAGGUGAAAAAGGUGGAGAUGAGGACAAAGAGGCUGAUGGCUGGGUUGUGCAAGAGUGGUGGUGGUUGGCUUUUACUACUGAUUGAUCAGCGGCGGUGGACGAUAGAAUUGCUUAGUGAGAGAUGGGAAUGGCACAUGGGCUUUGCUUUUUGCUGUUGCUGGUGGAAAAGAAAGAAUGUUCAUAGAAAACAAACACGCAUAGCAUAGCCACUUCCUGUAUUUUCUAGACGGUAGAGAUGUAUUAACUUGUACAAACUCAUCACACUUCCC